Messenger RNA from Wasmannia auropunctata (little fire ant), 1454 nucleotides. Its product is annotated as major royal jelly protein 3-like. The record is from RefSeq and is a predicted model, not a curated record. The transcript is spliced from 7 exons. Lineage: Eukaryota; Metazoa; Arthropoda; Insecta; Hymenoptera; Formicidae. Bases 168 to 1367 code for a protein of 399 amino acids. Gene Ontology annotation, cellular component: extracellular region.
AUUCUAGCUCCAAAAAUUUAAAACAAGUUACUUUCACGCAAUCUAUAUAUGUGUUCUUAAAGUAAUUGUUGUCAAGUUAAAAAGCAAAAUCAAUUUGUUACAAAAAUCAAAGUAGAACAUUGGGACAUCGGAAAACCUACUCGAGUUGUCACCCGUUACGAUAAAAAAUGAGGCAUUUUUUGUUUGCUCUCCUAAUUCUGUCGAUAGCGAGUGUGAACUAUGGAAAUGUUAGAGUGAACUAUAUACAUGAGUGGAAGUACGUUGACUAUAACUGGGAAAAUCAAAAGCAGAUGGAAGAUGCAAAAAAAUCUGGAAUUUACGACCCUUAUAAGUGCGUGAUAUUUGAUGGAACUAGAGCAAAAGAUGGUAGAAUAUUUGUUACUGUGCCGAGAGUCUAUGGCCUUGUUUCACCUGCUACUGUGGCAACAGUAACUAAUAAAACAGGACCAGGAGGUCUACUUUUACGUCCGUAUCCAGAUUGGAGUUGGCAUAAUAGUACAUGUACGUGCAAUGGUAUUAUAAAUGUUUACCGAGUGCAAACUAAAUGCAAUCACAUCUUCGUUCUGGAUAGCGGUAAAAUUGGUUCAAAUCAAACUUGUAAUCCAAAAUUAUUGAUUUUCGAUUUAAAAGAUGAUAAGUUAGUUGAAACUAUUUACAUCCCACUUAGUAUCGCUACUAACCAAACGGGCUUUGGAACAUUGGUAAUGCCUUAUGUUUAUGUUGAAAAUGGAAACUGCACGCAGUUUCUGGAUAAAAUGAUUAUAAUUAUGACCGACAUGGAAGGUAAUGGUUUAGUGGUGUAUGACUUAUCUACAAAGCGUAUGUGCAGAGUCGAAUCUGAUUACAUGAAACCGACUGAUACUUUGGUUACCAUAGGAAACGUAACUUUUCCUUUUGCGAACGGUCCCUUCAGUGUGACAGUCCUUAAUGAGGAUGUUUAUCAUAUUUCUGCAUCGGGAAAGAAAAUUUAUAGGAUAGAAAUGAAGACAUUACUAGAAUGUCCAAAUAAGAGAAAGGCAAAUAAAAAAAGUAAACUCGCUAUUAAAAUAUCAAACCAAACAGGACAGAUCGCAUCAGCGGAAAAUUCAAUAUUUUAUAGUGAUAAUCAAGCAAUGGCUAUUCUAGGCACAAACGUUAAGAAAUCUGGUAAAAACACGGUGAUGCUCGCACAAGACGAGAAAUUGCAAUGUAUACCUUCAAUGAAAAUUUCAAAUUAUUGGAAUCGGUUAAUGGCCAUAUCAAAUAAAUUUCAGCUUUUUAUUGCUACUGGUAAAGUAAAUAUAAAUGAAAUAAACUCCCAUUAUUUUGAAAUGGAUUUAAGAGAAAUACAAAAGUUGAUGAAUUCGAUUUAUUCAAACACUACUUGAUUUUCGUAUUUGGAACAUAUUUUAUAUUAACAAACGCUUUUACAUAAUUUUAUUAUUAAUAUUAUACACGUAUGAUUUAAAUGUAAA